Messenger RNA from Trichoderma virens Gv29-8, 1581 nucleotides. RefSeq lists its product as uncharacterized. The record is from RefSeq and is a predicted model, not a curated record. The coding region runs from base 1 to 1581 and encodes 526 amino acids. The transcript has 3 exons. Gene Ontology annotation, molecular function: oxidoreductase activity, acting on paired donors, with incorporation or reduction of molecular oxygen; monooxygenase activity; heme binding. NCBI's taxonomy places the organism in Eukaryota, Fungi, Ascomycota, Sordariomycetes, Hypocreales, Hypocreaceae.
AUGUUCAAUAUCCUUGUCGCUGGUAUUAUUGUUUUGAUAGAUGCCUUGUUGAAUCUUCCUCCGGGGCCAAAGCCUCUGCCCAUCCUUGGUAAUAUCUUGGACCUUCCACCAUCUGGGACUCCUGAGUUCCAGCAUUGGCUAAAGUUCAAGGAUCUCUAUGGCCCAAUCAGUUCCAUAACAGUAUUGGGCCAAACCAUGGUCUUUCUCCACGAUAAACAAGCAGCCUAUGAUAUUCUGGGUAAAAUGUCGUUAAAGACCUCCAGUCGCCCAAAGUCGGUUUUCGCAUUCGAGCUGUGCGGCUUUCAGAAUUUCACGUCAGGUAGACAAUACGAUGCGACCUUCCGGCUGCAUCGAAAAUUCAUGCACCAACAGGCCGGCACAAAACUAGUUGCUGCACGGUUCAAUGGUAUUCAAGAUGUAGAGUCGCGGCGCCUUUUGAAACGAAUCCUAGGCAGUCCCAAGAGCCUCGUCAAGCAUUUUGGAACCGAGGCGGCUGCUAUUAUCCUAAAAAUCGUAUAUGGUUAUUCCAUCGACCCACACGUGAGCGAUCCUUUGGCGGAAUUGAUCGAGAAUAUGAUGGACAACUUUUCACAAGCUAUGGUCCCAUCACCAAGACUCGUUGACCUGAUACCGGCUCUAAAGCAUCUACCCGAUGGGUUUCCAGGUACUGAGUUCAAAGAGACUGCCCGGCAAUGGAACAAGGUCAACCACGACACGGUGAAUAUUCCUUACUCGUUCGUUGAGAGGCAAAUGGCAAACGGCACUCAUCGUCCAUCAUUCGUAUCUGGUCUUAUUGAGCGAUACAGCAGUGAGAAAUCGAUAAAUGGAAAAAUAGACCGCAACAAUGAGGAUGCUAUCAAGUGGGCAGCGGGGAUCAUGUACGGGGGAGGUGCGGACACGACUGUGUCAGCCCUGAGCGCCUUUACAUUAGCCAUUGUCCUAUUUCCGGAAGUCCAGAAGAAGGCGCAAGAGGAAAUCGACAACUUGAUCGGCAUGCAUCCAAAUAGACUUCCGCAAUUCGAUGAUCAAGAACAACUGCCCUAUACCUCGGCUGUUGCCAAGGAAGUUAUACGAUGGUACUCCGUUGUACCAAUCAGCACGCCUCAUUUGGCCGACGAGGAGAUUACCUAUGGCGGUUACCGGAUUCCAAAAGGGUCAUACCUGCUCCCCUCAAUAUGGUGGUUCAAUCAUGAUCCGCAAACAUACCCAGACCCAUUCAGUUUCUCCCCGGAGAGGUUCCUCGAGCCACGGAAUGAGCCUGAUCCGAAUGAGGUUUUCGGUUGGGGUCGCAGAAUAUGCCCUGGCCGGUACAUUUCCGAUGACAAUCUCUUCAUAACCAUUGUGCGAUUGUUGGCUACUUUCAACAUCAGCAAGGCGGUAGAUGAACAGGGGAGGCAGAUGGAACCUAACGUGGAAUAUACGCCAGGGUUAAUUUCCCGUCCGGUCAGCUUUCCUUUUAGUAUUACUGUGAGGAGCAGUGAGCAUGCAGAACUCAUUGAUUCAGUCGAAAUGGACCACCCUUGGGAGAAAAGCGACGCUGAAUUUCUUGAAUUAGAGGACAACCUGACGACUCACGAAUGA